GACCCUCUUUUGAAGAACCGAAGUCAUGAAUGGCUUUAGAGUCGUGCUUGGAAGCAACCAGUUCACCCUGCUGCUGCUCUUUCUCUUGCAGUUUCAGAGUCUGGGUCUGGAUAUUGAUAGCCGACCUGCUGCAGAAGUCUGUGCCACACACACAAUUUCACCAGGACCUAAAGGAGCUGAUGGUGAAAAAGGAGACACAGGAGAAGGAGGCAAGGAUGGCAAGGUGGGACGCAGGGGACCAAAAGGAGUAAAAGGAGAGCUGGGUGAUAUGGGAGCCCAGGGCAAUAUUGGCAAGUCUGGCCCCAUUGGCAAGAAGGGCGACAAAGGGGAAAAGGGUCUGCUCGGGAUUCCAGGAGAAAAAGGCAAGGCAGGUACCAUCUGCGACUGUGGGAGAUAUCGGAAAGUGGUUGGACAACUGGAUAUUAGUGUUGCUCGUCUUAAGACAUCUAUGAAGUUCAUCAAGAACGUCAUAGCAGGGAUCCGGGAAACUGAAGAGAAGUUCUACUACAUCGUGCAGGAGGAGAAGAACUACAGGGAAUCCCUGACCCACUGCAGGAUCCGGGGAGGAAUGCUAGCCAUGCCUAAGGACGAGGUCAUUAACACUCUUCUUGCUGACUACGUCGCCAAGAGCGGCUUCUUCCGAGUGUUCAUUGGGGUGAAUGACCUUGAGAGAGAAGGGCAGUACGUCUUCACAGACAAUAGCCCAUUGCAGAACUACAGCAACUGGAAAGAGGGAGAGCCUAGCGAUCCCUAUGGCCAUGAGGACUGUGUGGAGAUGCUGAGCUCCGGCAGGUGGAAUGACACAGAGUGUCAUCUUACCAUGUAUUUUGUCUGUGAGUUUGUCAAGAAGAAGAGAUAAUCUCCCUCAUGUUACACAGUCAUUCUUCUCUUAGGCCUCCCAACAGUUUUAUCCAUCUUUGUCCUUCCUAAUUACACUGCUUUACUAAAAUGACGUAAGAGUCCUGUAUCCACUAUCUUCUUCUUCUGUGUCAAUUGUGACAAUUUUAUGCAUACUGUUUGCUCAGUACGUUCUUGGGGAUCUUUCUCUCCCAUUUCUCUUUACCUCUUUAACUUAAUAGAAAGAAGACUCCAGAACUCUGAACAGAAAUGGAGAGGGUUGUUCCUAAACAACACAUGUUAUUGUCCUUUUGUUAAAUUGCCCCUUGCUAUUAAUGGCUCCAUCUUUUUUUCAUAAAUGUGUUCAUGUAAACAUUCCUGACCUUCAACAUAGAGAAUGGGAGCCGGGUAAAGCCUUCAGAAAACUCUCAAAGCGUUAAAGUGCUACCAUCUCCAAGGGCCCUUACCCUUCCAUCUAAUAUGUUACUCCUGGAAAAAUUUCAAGGGAGGCCUUUCACUCUCUGUAAAUGAGUGUUGCUGGAGGUGCCCUUCCUAUUAUUUUGACAUCACAGGGCUAUGUCGGGCACAACAUUUGGAAUGUAUAUAGAAUCCUCAUUUACCGAGUUGGCAGCAGGCUACCUUUAGCUGCAGAUCAAACCUCAAAGCAGCUUUCGUCUGGCAUUUGAAAAUAAACAGUUGAACAAAUCUCCAGCUUAUCUCCUUCUAAACUGAUGCUCCACUUUCAGGUUGUGACACAUGAUUCGAUUGUUUAAAAUGCUGGCAAAGCAGUUAAUGAAAUAAGAGGAACAGAUCAACAGCAUAUGCUCUCCUUAAGCCAUCUGUUCAUGACGUUGCCCAUGACUAACGGGUUGAGAGAUGGGAUUUACUGACAUUAGUUCCAUGAAUUCAACAAGAGUUACAAACCCAUGUACUACAGAGUCCAGAGAGAUGGCAUAAAUAGAUGAACUGGAAGGAGUGAGGCCCCUUAUCCACUAAGCACAACCUGCUCUCUGAAGGAACUAGCUACUCCUUAACUACUACAGUUGCUGCCACACAGGACCCAGCAUCGCUGCAAGCCAGUGUCCUGACAUUUGAACAGAAGUCAGACAGCUGCAAUGUUAUAACUCCAUAUUUUUAAGUGUUGACAAUUAAUCAAUAUCUAACCUAGAUUUUAAGCCCUCCAAACGUCUGCUAGCCAAAUUGUGAACUUUCCAUUUCCAUCUCUGGGGAAAGUUCUAAUUGCGCCAGGUGUCAUUAGGAAAUGAUGACAUCAGAGUCAGGUCUCUCGUGAAUGCCUUAUUCAGUUCACCUCAACAGGAGAAAUUUGUUAAGUCUUUGACAUUUAUCAGGUUAUUAAACUAGUUACAGAGUCUCUUUUGAGAAUGUGGCUUAGGGUAUUCUGAAGGCUGAUCAGUUGAAUACAACUACAAUUCAGGGCACCAGGCCAAAGGCCAGCCAAGAUCUCAGAGAACUGGAACACCCAGAAACAUGCAGAGGAAAAAGGGGGCUGAAGAAAGGGCUGAGAGGAAAGGGAGGCAGCCAAGAGCAAACACAGCCUAGAGCGGCUCCUGUUGGAUCCGUGCUCGCAAUUGCUCUGAGUCCCUGAAGUCUGAAUGUUUUGAACAUAUGGCAAAUGCUAUCAUUUCUAUUAUAAAUGGUAUAAUGCUAACAGUUCUCUCAAUAACUCACUUUAGUUUGGAGGAGGCUUCUAAGAGUAGAUGACAGCUUCAAAGAAUAGGCUCUAUACUGCAGCCUUGCCUGGAAGAACCUCUUAAGACAUUACGUAUUUAAUUAGAAUUACACGAAAAUGUAUAUCUUUUUUCUAUCUUUCUUUCAAGGUAGAGUAUCAGUAUAUAACCCAGGCUGUGCUUGAACUCUCAGUCUUCCUGCCUCAGCUUCCUGGGUGCUAGGAAGAUCCCUAGAUUGCAUGCUUGGAAGAUAGCAAGAUAUAUAUGGGGCAGGGAGAAAUUAAGUGAACAGCAUGACUCAUAGCAUUGUCUACAGAGAGACUGAAUUUGUACAGGUGUUAUUGCUGAUGAGAAAGUGGUCAUGUGGUUUCAUUCAGGGUGAUACAUGUGUGAAAACAUUGCUCAAAAAUUCAAACCCUAGAUCUGGCAUCAUGGCUGCCUAAAUGUCCUUCCUUUCUUACUGUGACCUUUCCUGGCCAUAUUAUGAGAAUAAUUUAAAUGUUCUUUAUCUCUUGUGUCCUUAUCAUUUUCUCUUUGUGGAGAACCUUGACAACUAACAAGGAAUUAUGGUGAGGUAUUUGGAAGAGUACCAGCUAGACACACUGUAUGUGUGCCACAGACUUAGACAUUACUACUAGCUACGUGUGCUAUGAGAUGCAUAAGAGAAACAAAGAAUAUUUUGUGAUAUAAAAAAAACCUAAGUAAAUAUAUGUCAACAUGUUAUAAAUAGAGAAUCUAUAUUUAACUACACAAAAUACAAGUUUUAAAACAUAAAAGUAAAAUCACCUGGAGAGAUAGCUCAGUGGCAAAGAGUCUAUGUUGCUCUUUCAGUGGACUCUAGCUAAGUUCCCAGCAUCUACAAUAUUUGGCUAACAAUUGUCUGUAACUCCAACUCCAAGGGGUUGCAGACUUUUAUCUGGACUCCAUGGGCACUUGCUCUCACAUGUACACAGUCUCAUACACAGAUAUACAUAUAUGCACAUAACUUUAAAAGUAAAAUAAAUCUUUUGUAAAAGUAAAACUAUUAGCUGUGUUGCCUUUAGCUUAUUAUGCCUUCAUACUACAGCUGAAUCCUCUCAUUUAUGAAGGAAAACUUCUAUUAUAUCAUUUCAAAUGGAGAUUGAAGAAUAAUCAUUUUCCAUUGACCCUGUA
Molecule: messenger RNA, 3677 nt
Organism: Peromyscus californicus insignis
Lineage: Eukaryota; Metazoa; Chordata; Mammalia; Rodentia; Cricetidae
Gene: Colec10
Product: collectin subfamily member 10
Exons: 6
Coding region: 26-859 (277 amino acids)
Source: RefSeq, a predicted model, not a curated record